Vicugna pacos (alpaca) is the source of this 2659-nucleotide messenger RNA. NCBI's taxonomy places the organism in Eukaryota, Metazoa, Chordata, Mammalia, Artiodactyla, Camelidae. The record is from RefSeq and is a predicted model, not a curated record.
UGAUAAACUGUAUCUACAUCCUACAAAAUGAAUGCAAUGUUAUUGAAUUUAGCAGGAAAGUGCUUGUCUUAAGGGCAUAAAUAUUAUCUGACUGGAAGCAGACGGUAUGAGGAAGUGUUUUUUGUUUGUUUGGGGUUUUGGUUUUGUAUACGAAGGAGAAAGGGGAAGGAGUUACUAAGUCUGAGAGCUUGCUUGUUCUGUUCGUGUAGCAUUCUAAAAGGAACAGUGCGUGGAUCGAGCACUAAUAUCCAUUGGACUGGAGGCUUCUCUGUAACUGGGAGACGUGCUUCUGCAGUGCAGGGUAACAAAUGCAUGUGGGAGUCUGCUGUGAGCCAGGCACUACGGAGACAGCAGAAAACUGGGGUCAAUUGUUCCCAGGCCUUGUCAUCAGGAUGCCCACAGCCUCACUAGGGAGACGUAUCUGCAAAUACAAACACGAGAUGUCUGAAGCGUUGGAUGCUGUGGGAGAGGUCAGCAUGGGUAUGAUGCAUUUUAGGGAAGAUACACCUGGUCCCUUGGCAGCAGGCUAUUGCUGUGCUGUGCCUCGUGUGACUGGGCCUCUCACCAAGAGUACCUCUGCCUGACACUUGUGGAGGGUCAGACCAUAAAAACACUGCUAAGGAGUGCUCACAUGGCCAUGAAACAGCCCAGCAGGAAGAGGAAGCUUAAUACGGAUUCCAGAGAGCGUUUGGACCUGGAUGGAUGUUUGGAGCAAGCUGGAGAAGAGAAGAAGCCCAGGGAUGGUGGGACCCCCUUGAGUCACGCCCCCACGGCAGCCGCGCGGGAAGCCUGGUCCUGGGAGCAGUACCUGCAGGAGCAGGAGGCGGUGGCCGCGCCCGUGGAGCUGUUUUCCAAGGACCAGUCCUUCCCGGAGCAUGAAAAUGGCUUUCAGGUUGGAAUGAGAUUAGAAGGUGUUGACCCCCGACAUCCAUCUGUGUUUUGUGUGCUUUCUGUAGCUGAGGUAUGUGGUUACCGUCUAAGGCUUCAUUUUGAUGGUUAUUUAAGCUGCUAUGAUUUUUGGAUCAACGCUGGUUCCCCUGACAUCCAUCCAGUAGGCUGGUGUGAAAAGACCAAGCACGAAUUACACAUCCCUAAGGGUUAUAGAAAAGAUAAAUUCGGUUGGGUGGAUUACUUGAAGGCCUGCAAAUUGCAAAAUGCUCCCAAGAGAUUAUUCAGAAACAGAAGUUCUAGCGGUCCGGCGCCUAAAGACCUUGAGGUUGGGAUGAAGCUGGAGGCCGUAGACAGGAGGAACCCCUCCUUGGUGUGCGUGGCGACCAUCGCAGAUGUUGCUGAAGACCGCUUGCUGGUGCAUUUUGACAGCUGGGAUGACAGUCACAGUUACUGGUGUGAUGUAAAUAGUCCUUACAUCCAGCCAGUUGGUUGGUGUCGGGAGAAUGGGAGAACUCUGGUAGCCCCUCAAGGUUAUCCUGAUCCAGAAAAAUUUUCCUGGACAGAAUAUCUGGAAGCUACUCAAACUUAUGCAGUUCCUGCCCGAGUUUUUAAAAUGCGGUUGCCCCAUGGUUUUCUCCCGAAUAUGAAACUUGAAGUUGUGGAUAAACGAAACCCCAGGUUAAUCCGUGUUGCUACGAUUGUGGAUGUCGAUGACCAAAGAAUAAAGGUUCAUUUUGAUGGCUGGGACCACAAGUAUGACUACUGGACAGAUGCAGACAGCCCUGACAUUCACCCAGCUGGAUGGUGCGACGUCACCGGGCAUCCCCUGGAAGUGCCCUGUCGAGCAAAUGAUGUGAAAAUCCUUCCAGGUCAAGCUGUGUGUCCUACUCCGGGGUGCCGAGGAAUAGGCCACAUCCGGGGUCCGCGGUAUUCAGGACAUCACAGUGCUUUUGGCUGCCCGUAUUCGGACAUGAACUUGAAAAAGGAGGCAACGCUUCACGAUCGUCUGAGAGAACAAACAAAGGCAGAUUUGGAAUCAGACCUUGCACGUUUAAAAUCGAAAAACCUCUGUAGUUUGAACUUCAGCGGAAAACAUGAAAACAUCAACAAUCAGUGCAGACUUGUACAGCAGGCAAAGUGUGGGAAAAUCAGAGAAGAAGAUACUGCCUUGGAUAAUCCGCUCAGAGAGCACUCGGCCCAGCGGACCCAGCAGGUGCUGCACCUGUCAGUCUUCACGUCGGCCCUGUCGGCCCAGCCUUUCCGGGUCCUUCCCCUCGGCCGCGAGCAGCAUCGCAAGCUACUCCCAGGCGUGGCUGAUGUCCGGGCUGGCGAGGUGGCCCAGUGGACAGUGGAUGAGGUGGUGGAGUUUGUGCGGUCUCUCCUGGGCUGCGAAGAGCACGCCAAGUGCUUCAAGAAAGAGCAGAUUGAUGGCAAAGCCUUCCUGCUCCUGACGCAGGCAGACAUCGUCCAGGUGAUGAAGAUCAAGCUGGGUCCCGCUCUGAAGAUCUAUAACUCCAUCCUCACGUUCAGGCACUCCCAGGACCUCACCGGGGAAGGUGCCGUCUCGGGCCAGGACAUCAGGGGUAAACAUUCCACCUGAUGGGCUGUGGCCACGUGACUUGUUCUCAGCGGAUGAUCUGGAACAGGACAGAUGGUUCCAGGCAGAAGCAGAGUUGAGCUGCUGUGUUCCUGGAGGAUGGGUUAGUCAGACCAAAAGAGCUUGAUCCCGGAGUCGAGCCAGCUGCCAGAAAUCCCCACUCUGUCACCC